AUGGCAGCACUCACUGAUGGUGACGACUACGACGCCAGCGAAACAUCUGAAAAUGUCUUCGGCGUUCCGCCCUGCGACCCCGAUGAAUCGAUGCUGAGUUUUCGUCCGUCAUGUGACAGACAUCGUCAGAGCAGGACACCAUGGUGUGCAAAAAAGCGACCUGGUCGCAGCCGGCCAUCUUCUCUCCUGAUUUACCAUGUUUUUGCUCUAUUCCGUAAAGUAUGGAUUCUUGAGGAUGUCUGUCAAAGUACACAUGAAAGCUUAGCACUGGUUUAUCUGGUUCUCAGAAUGGUGAGCCAAGGACUUCUUCGUACAAUUCAACAGUCUUCCCUACGGGGCAAUCCUCCUUUGGUUUCCCGAUCGAAGUAUGUUGAAGCUAUCACAGAAAGCAUACUGAAGCUGCAAAAGUCUCAAGAAAUCGAAGAGAUACGUCGCUACUGGUGGCGAAGGUAUAACAUCACAACGCCUUGCUCUGAAUUAAAUCCUGCCAAAAGUACGGACACUAGCUCACUCGGGGUUGGUCAAGUUGGUGGCUGCUUUGUCAUGCUAUUCGUUGGCAUGGUGAUGGCUUUACUUGUCAGCUUUCUGGAGCUUAUUUAUCGUGUACGAAAACGAUUGGGAAGGAACAAGGAGUGGGUCGACCUCGUUGUUACAACUUGGUCUUGUUGUCAGGGUGACACAAUAGAACGCACCUUGUCCGAAAUCCUCUGCCAUAGUAAUUAUCAUAAUUCCCAGCAUCAGUCUGUGGAGUUGGCAGAGGACUUCGGACGAAGUGGGCUCUACCCAGGCGAAGUAAUAGAAAGAAGCCUACUGGCCGUAAAAAGCCGAUGA
Molecule: messenger RNA, 831 nt
Organism: Protopolystoma xenopodis
Lineage: Eukaryota; Metazoa; Platyhelminthes; Monogenea; Polystomatidea; Polystomatidae
Source: the annotation of a GenBank genome assembly